AUGUGCUUAAUUAGAUAAGAGGGUAAUAAAUUCACCUUUGUUUUCAGUGAUGUGCUGAACGGCAUUACUAUUGGAAGACUAAUAAAAAAGGGUGAAUACUCAUAUUAGUUCAUUUAAGAUAACAAAAGAUUAGUCAAUAGAGGGUAGGUAUCAUCAAUCAUUUUAGUUAGACUUGAUAUUAUUGCCUAUUCAGAGAAGGAUCAUUUGAAAAUAUUUGAUAUCAAACGAAAGAAACUCAUUAAAAGCAUCAUUUGUCCAAAUUAUCCACAUUUAUUUAAAAUUUAAGACUAUAACUAUAAAUAAAAUCCUUUUGCAUUUGUUAAAAGCAACAACUCAAUAUCAUUAUUUAAUCUUAGAAACUAUCAAUUGACCAAAGUGAUAGAUUCAAAGUAUUGCUAUAUUUCUAAGAUGUGUAGUUUAAUAAAUAUAAGAAUUGGAAAUUCUGAUUAGAAAUACAGACUUAUUGAAAUUUAGAGAUAUGAUUGCUAAGCUGAAAUAAGAGAAAUCAUCGUGAAAAUUAUCUGA
Molecule: messenger RNA, 525 nt
Organism: Stylonychia lemnae
Lineage: Eukaryota; Ciliophora; Spirotrichea; Sporadotrichida; Oxytrichidae
Source: the annotation of a GenBank genome assembly